GGGAAUGCUUCGAACAUGGCCAGAAAUACAAAAAUUUGUCCAAGUCACGCAUAUGGCUGAUCGCUGGGUGAGGUGCGGGUGGUGCCUGGGUGAAUCCCCCGCAGUUAGUGCCAGUUAGGAGCAUGUAAUGUAAUACAUUCUGUUUCGACACUUUCGUUUUGUCACCAUGCAGAGGCAGACGAGCAGCCAGCGCACAUCCCUGACCAAGUCCAAUGUGGCCGCAGCAUUGGGCGCGCCGUCAAAGGCGACUGUACGCUAUAUGCCCAGCUAUCGGCUGGAGCCCAAGAAUCCCCUGAACAAGGAACGUUUGGAGUUAACCAUGCGCGCCAUCAUGAACAAGAACUAUAACGAUGAUUAUCUGUUCCAUCCGAGACAGUCCUAUCAUCUGGCUGCCCAGGUCAGCGAAGAGAUUAAGAACAGCAUCAAACUUCUGAAUUUCGAUAGGUGGGUGGUUACUUAUCCUCGAUCCCAAAUUGCCCUAAACUUUUGCCUUGUAUGCCAGCCCAGAUAUCGCUACGUUGUGCUGGUGACCGUUGGCGAGCUACUGAUGCAGGGACUCUGCUCCAUGGUGAACUUCCUGUGGGAUGCCGACAAAGAUGGGUUUGUCACCUACACGAUCGAGACACCCAAAUUUGUAGCUGUCUGCACAAUAUUCUAUUUGUACUAUGAUUGAGAGUGCGAAGGGAACCUAAAACCAAAGUUAAUAAAUAUAUAAGAACGAAAUUGAUAUAUGUGAAGGGAAGAUAUACGAUGGAUAUAGAAUAAUAAAUAAAUAUGA
This is a messenger RNA of Drosophila montana, 778 nucleotides long. RefSeq names its product dynein light chain Tctex-type 4. Gene Ontology annotation, cellular component: cytoplasm; cytoplasmic dynein complex. Lineage: Eukaryota; Metazoa; Arthropoda; Insecta; Diptera; Drosophilidae. Gene Ontology annotation, biological process: microtubule-based movement. The record is from RefSeq and is a predicted model, not a curated record. Bases 167 to 673 code for a protein of 168 amino acids. The transcript has 2 exons. Gene Ontology annotation, molecular function: dynein intermediate chain binding.